GCGAGGACACCCUCCUCCUGGGCUGGAGCGGUUUACCUGCGGAAAGGAAAUUCACCUGGGCUGGGGAAACCUCUGCAAAGUGCUGUUCGGACUAAGAACCAAGAACCAACUGAUGUAAUAUUUUUGCAUGGAAGACAAAGGGGAAAAUUCGUUGUCUCUUUUCAAGUGAGCUUUUAAAAGAGUUCAUAAUCAUGAACCACGCCGGGGCUACGAAGUGCGUUCCAGUUCGAUCUCGCGCGCUUGGCGCGUCCGUCCGUCGCGUGGCGAUGUGAGCGGCGAUGACCGCGAGGACGAGCAUGGGCUCCGAGCUCCCCGCGACGAACGGCUCCGCGGACGCGGCCAGCCUCGGCGGCGCGGAGGGCGCGUUCCCGCGGCACGUGCUCGCCAUCCUGGCCGUGCUCAUGGUCACGCUGGUAGUGGUGACGGUGCUGGGCAACGCGCUGGUCAUCUACGCGUUCAAGGUGGACCGCAGCCUCCGGCGGCAGAGCAACUACUUCCUCCUGAACCUGGCCGUGUCGGACUUUCUGGUCGGUGCGUUUUGCAUCCCGUUCUACAUCCCGUACGUCCUGACUGGCAGGUGGAUGCUGGGAAGGGGCCUCUGCAAGCUGUGGCUGGUGAUGGACUACCUGCUGUGCACGGCCUCCGUCUUCAACAUCGUCCUCAUCAGCUAUGACCGCUUCCUGUCGGUGACCCGAGCUGUGGCGUACCGAGCGCGGCAGGGUGCAGCGAACCCUGCCAUCCUGAAGAUGGCCGCUGUCUGGGUCCUGGCCUUCCUGCUGUAUGGCCCGGCCAUCAUCUUCUGGGAGUGGGCGGUGGGGAAGAGUCGCGUGCCGAGGGGCGAGUGCUUCGCCGAAUUCUACUACACCUGGUACUUCCUGUUAAGCGCCUCCACCCUCGAGUUCUUCUCGCCCUUCGUCUCGGUGGCCUUCUUCAACCUGAGCAUAUACCUGAACAUCCGUCGGCGCAACCGCUGCUGGGCCGACCAGGCCCGUGGCCCUAAGAGCCCACUGCCGGGGGGCGGAGCUCCCAUCGCGGAGAAGGGCACGGUCUCCGCGGAAACGAGGCUCGUGUGCCCCCGUGGCCCCACCCCCGAGGGUAGCCCCGCCGGCACCGGCAACCGCAGCUCUCAGAACUUGCGCCUGUCCCGGGACAAGAAAAUUGCCAAGUCGCUGGCUGUCAUCGUGUGCGUGUUUGGCGUGUGCUGGGCACCCUACACUCUCCUCAUGAUCAUCCGCGCCGCCUGCAGCGGGCGCUGCGUCGAGCGCCACUGGUACGAGGUCACCUUCUGGCUCCUUUGGCUCAACUCGGCCAUCAACCCCUUUCUGUACCCGCUGUGCCACAGCAGCUUCCGCAGGGCCUUCGCCAAGAUCCUGUGCCCCCAGCGGGGGGCACCGCAGCACCUGGGAGAGCAUCACUGCUGCCAAUGACCCCCCUCCCCUUCCAGCAGAGGCCCAAGUGCUGGGAUGACUGCAAAACCACAGUGAUGACUGGCGUCGCACAUCUGCCUGUCCUGUCUGUAUGUCUCAUGCGCUUAGACAGCAAGGAAUUGUUUGCUAGAUGAAUGAAGCCAUAAAGAGCCCUUUUCAGAGGUGUUCAUCUACGUACGUACAGCAGGUCUCACUCGCGCCACCUACGGCGUGAAUCGGGCUCGGCCACCGCUUACUUCUUUUACUGCCCAUUUCUGUGGCCGGUCAACCGCAGAAAUGGCCACACUGUUAUUAAAAACAAAAUCGCUAAAUAAUUUUGUUCCCGAACUCUAGUGAGAAUCUAAGUCAAAUAUAUACACAU
Messenger RNA from Scleropages formosus (Asian bonytongue), 1788 nucleotides. RefSeq names its product histamine H3 receptor. The coding region runs from base 279 to 1427 and encodes 382 amino acids. Gene Ontology annotation, biological process: adenylate cyclase-inhibiting G protein-coupled acetylcholine receptor signaling pathway; G protein-coupled receptor signaling pathway, coupled to cyclic nucleotide second messenger; chemical synaptic transmission. Gene Ontology annotation, cellular component: synapse; dendrite; plasma membrane. Gene Ontology annotation, molecular function: G protein-coupled serotonin receptor activity; histamine receptor activity; G protein-coupled acetylcholine receptor activity. The transcript is spliced from 3 exons. The record is from RefSeq and is a predicted model, not a curated record. NCBI's taxonomy places the organism in Eukaryota, Metazoa, Chordata, Actinopteri, Osteoglossiformes, Osteoglossidae.